Labrus mixtus (cuckoo wrasse) is the source of this 3894-nucleotide messenger RNA. RefSeq names its product RAB11 family interacting protein 4 (class II) a (gene rab11fip4a). Gene Ontology annotation, cellular component: endocytic vesicle; midbody; recycling endosome membrane. The transcript has 15 exons. Gene Ontology annotation, molecular function: calcium ion binding. The record is from RefSeq and is a predicted model, not a curated record. Gene Ontology annotation, biological process: endocytic recycling; regulation of cytokinesis. NCBI's taxonomy places the organism in Eukaryota, Metazoa, Chordata, Actinopteri, Labriformes, Labridae. Bases 156 to 1970 code for a protein of 604 amino acids.
GAGACGACGCUGCUGAUGUCACAGCGCCAGUCGGUCCGGAGCUGAGGAGCUGAAGAGGAGGAUGGUGAGGAUGAUGGCGGCCGUCAAGUCGAUUUUCUAACAGUCAAUUCUGAUCAGGAAGCAUUCGUGUUUACCCCUCGCGAGGCCAGGUGAACAUGGAGGGGCGCGUGUGUCCGGACCAGGAGCAGCUGAUCGGGUUUCUGAAGAGGCUGAAGGAGGUUUUCGACGUGUGUGACGAGGAUGCUGACGGCUUCAUCCGGGUGGAGCACCUGGUGGACCUCGGGCUCCAGUUCGGUCAAGGAGACGAGGAGGUAAAGAAGUUGACUCGGUACCUGGAUCCUAACGCUCACGGGAGGAUUAACUUCAAAGACUUCUGCCACGGCGUGUUCGCCAUCAAAGGUUGUGAGGAGAUCCUGAAGAUGGCCGUGGGUCCUCGUGGUGUUCAGCUGUCCAACCAGCCGUCGGUUACCGACAACGGUUACAUUUACCAGAACGGUCAGGCCAAGCUGGCCCCUCCCAUCAUCAUGUGUACGCGGUCCUACCCAGAAUGCAGUGGGUUCGGAGAGGGUUGUGGGGCUGAAGGCGAGGUCGACAUGGACAGCAGCGCCGAGAACGCCAACAGCUCCGACUCUCUGGACCCGACACGGCGAGACAGCCGCCUGCGGGGCUCUGCGUCUGCGUCCGUCAUCUCUGGAGAGGAACAGUUCGAGGACUACGGCGAGGGCGAGGACGUGGACUUCACUCCCAGCAGCCCCUGCCCCGAAGAAGACUCCAGAACAAAUGGCUUCUCGGACCUCGGCUCCUCCCUCCCCUCCAGUGCGGGUCAGACUCCUCAGAAGAUGCGUCAGCUGUACGGCAGCGAACUGUUAGACGUUUACUGCUCUCAGUGCUGCAAGAAGGUCAACCUGCUGAACGACCUUGAGGCUCGACUACGAAACCUGAAGGCCAACAGCCCGAACAGAAAGAUCACCAGCACGGCGUUCGGACGUCAGCUGUUUCACGCCAACCACAGCGUGUUCGGCUCAAGUCAGGGCAGCAGCACCGAGGAUCUGUUCACUGACAGCAUCGACUCCUGUGACCUCGACAUCACUGAAAAAGUGAGUUUCCUGGAGAAGAAGGUGACGGAGUUGGAAGGAGACAGUUUGGCGAACAACGACCUGAAGUCUAAACUCAAACAGGAGAACACACAUCUGGUUCACAGGGUGCACGAGCUGGAGGAGCAGGUGAAGGACGCGGAGGCGAGGGCGGAUCAGACUCUGGAGGAGGAGACGAAGAGACACCGCGAGGCGUUCAGCAAGAUGGAGCGAGACCGAAACACGGAGAUCGACCUGCUCUGCAACAGGGUUCAGCUGUUAGAGGAAGAAAACGACGAGAUGAAGUUAAACGUGUGUAGAUUAAAGUCUCAGACUGAGAAAAUGGAUCAGGAGAAGCAGAGGAUGACGGAUAAGCUGGAGGACACGAGUCUGAGGCUGAAAGACGAGAUGGAUCUCUACAGGAAGAUCAUGGACAAACUGUGGCAGAACCGCCAUGAGUUCCAGAAGGAGAAAGAGGCCAUGCAGGAGCUGAUCGACGACCUGCGGCGAGAGCUGGAGUACCUGCAGUGUUUCAAACUGGAGAUGGAGCAUCCGGGGAAAGGGAAGAGUCUGUCUGAGCUCAACGCUCGCACCAGAGAGAUGGAAAUGGAGAAUGAAGUCAAGAGACUGAAACAGGAGAACUACAAACUGCGAGAUCAGAACGACGACCUGAACGCUCAGAUUCUCACUCUGAGUUUGUACGAGGCCAAAAACCUGUUCUCCUGUCAGAGCAAGGCGCAGUGCCUCGCUGCUGAGAUCGACAACGCGUCCCGAGAUGAGCUCGUGGACGCUCUGAAGGAGCAGGAGGAGAUCAACCUGCGUUUGAGGCAGUACAUGGACAAAAUCAUCCUCGCCAUCCUCGACCACAACCCGUCCAUCCUGGAGAUCAAGAACUAAACGACACACACGCAGAAACAUGCACAGACUCGCACACACACCCGUGUAAUACACCCGACUAUUAGCUCGAACAUUUAAGUUAUAAUCCAUAAGAUUCCCGUCCUGACACCUCUCGGAAGUGAUGCUACGGCAGGUUACAGAAAAAAAACUACAAAUCCCAGAAUCCAGUGGGCAGGAGGUUACAGGAAGUACCACAGAAGAGCAGCUUAAAUGAAUUAUACGGAUUAUAACUUUAAACUGGAGCCUUAACAAUGAAUGUUCUCACUGCUUGUGACUCAAACUGUCGCUCUCACAGACACACACACACACACACACACACACGAUCUUAGAUCACUUAUCAGUCUCUGUAGACGCACUCUGCCAUGCUUAGUUUAUCCGCCCGUCUUUAAGUAGUUUGAGUUUAAUAUUUCAUCUUUAAAGAAAUGAAACGAGAUUAGUAAACGUGACUCUGACAUUCUCUCACACGCUCGAUGUUUUAGUGUCCGACCCUUUAAACCCCUCCAGGUGAAUUCUCCUGAUUAUAUCCUGCUGCGUUCUCAACUCUGACUUUCUGCAGAAUAAAUACGAGGAGGCUGGAGGUGUUUACACAUGCGGCUCCUUACAGUAAAUAUCAGGAGGUUUGUUCAGGUGUGAAGGUGCUACAUGUCUGUGAGGGAGAAUCCAGCGCUGUGAAACGAACCUUCAACCAGGACGGGUUUCAUGAUGAAGGUUUGUAAACGUGCCAAAAGUCAACAUAAUGUGCCAAAUCUGAAAGAAGCUCGAGUGAUUUCUACACGCAGGAAGAGUUUCCUCGUUUGACUCUUAUAAAAGUGAGAAAUGAAACUUUUAAAAAAAGCUGAUUGGAUGAAAAGGUCAAACAAUCUGCCAACACGAGCACCGUCAGCUCAAAUUGUUUGCAAGUUUCAAACUCAGUAGGAAAUGAAUAAUUUAGAUCUGCUCGUCUGCCACUCGGAGUGCUGUGAAGCUUUGUUUUUUAAGAGGUUGCGUCCCCUGUUUAUAUUGUAUUACAUGUAAAAAAUAUAUAUAUAUAUGAAUUUGUAAACGCGACACUCUCACAUGCUCGAUGUUUUAGUGUCCGACCCGAUGAUAAAGGUGUUGGUAAUGUGGCGUUAAACUUCAUCAAAAAAAUCACAAAGCAGAGUGUGAAGAGCAGCAUAAAGAGAUGAAGUAAAAAGCAUUAAAACAAUCAGAUUUACUGAAGUAAAGCCGGAUUGGCUGCUGUUUUGCACAUUACUGGAUUUCACAGAUUAAUUAAUUAUUUCUAGAAACUAAGAUAAUAAUAUUAAACAAUCUCUUCAUUAUCUGAUGCCUUCAUGGUCUUCAUGAAUGUGGGAGAAAAACAUUACUCUUCCUGUUUUGUAAAUGAUCCUCACUCUGAAUGAUUUAACUUUUCUCCACUCAGUGCGGCGUUUAUAAACCAGCCGACCACCAACCAGCUGACACUUGGGCGUGUCACUGAGAGACGAGCACGUGGCGUUAGUAAAGUUUUCCUUCAUUGCACAAAACGUUCACUAAGUGAGGAAUUGAUUAGCUCGUUUUUGUUUUUUUUUGUCACUUAUUCUUCACGAGGUUUGUGAUUUUUUUUUUUCUUUGACAUGUCGGCGUCACGGCCGUGUUUGUGGUUUCAAACGUUGUAAAUAUUGUACAGAAUCGCUUCACUCAUCACUUAUUUAAAGGACUCUCUGAGAGUUUGGACACAAAAUAAAACAUGUUGUAGGUUAUAAUCCGCACUUUAAGGUGUCUUAGCCGAAGUAUUUAAUAAUAAUAAUAAUAAUAAUAAUAAUUAUAAUAUCAAUCAUUAAAAAGUAUAUAUUUCAAUCUGUCACCUCUCACGUGUCUUCACUUGAUUUAUUUGACGUGUAUCGCACAUGAACAUCUGGACGACUCGAUGUGUAAAUAAAAUACUUUCGCUUUGGCACGAAAA